CUCUCUUCAUUGAUACUAUGCGACAGCAAGUUUCAGUGUUUUGUCUUUAUAAACAAGUCUUCUUCUCUAUUAAAACUCAUCUCAAAGCUUCUUCUUCUCUCAUAUCUCUGAAAAAAUGCCAAGCAACUGUGAGAUUCUCUGCGAGAUCAUUAUCGCGAUCCUUCUUCCUCCUCUCGGAGUUUGCCUCAGGAAAGGAUGUUGCACUGUGGAGUUUUUGAUUUGCCUGGUAUUGACUAUCUUAGGCUAUGUCCCGGGGAUAAUUUAUGCGAUUUACGUGAUUGUGUUUCAGAACCGUGAAGAGUACUUUGAUGAAUACAGACGCCCUCUCUACUCUGCUUGAUAUCUCUGUUUAAGAAUCUCUUGUUUCUUUGAAACUCUGUCGCUUUGAGUUGUUGUUGUACCAAUAAGUUUCUUUGCAGUUGUUUACUUAUGUACUGAGAGAUUUGAAAACCUUUCUGUGUUAAUACAAUUGGUUUAUCAUUUUUGGUGUGAAUGCGUGAUUGAAAGUUUCUA
Molecule: messenger RNA, 513 nt
Organism: Arabidopsis lyrata subsp. lyrata
Lineage: Eukaryota; Viridiplantae; Streptophyta; Magnoliopsida; Brassicales; Brassicaceae
Product: UPF0057 membrane protein At4g30660
Exons: 2
Coding region: 116-340 (74 amino acids)
Cellular component (GO): membrane
Source: RefSeq, a predicted model, not a curated record